ACGAGAGUUAUCAGCAUGGUCCGCAGAUGCGAUAUGCCGAAGUGGUGACCGGUGAUACAUCAUUUCGUAGCUGGUAAUAGUAUUAUUCACAAAGCCACUGUUAGGAUUCUUAAGCUUUGAAAUAACCAUGACAAAUGAGUUCAUCCAGUGGUGUAUCCUCGGAAAUUCCUCCCGAUUGCAACACUCGCGUAAAAAGCUUUAAGCUGUAUGGAUUCAUAGUGAUAAUGAUGAUUCUAGCCGCACUGAUCUUGACGAUCGUUACGGUAGUAACUGUUGAUACAGUCGAGUUCGAUAACGCUAAGGAAGCCGAUAGAAAAACUUCGAUGAUCAACGGGCCGUCCAUUGGCGGCGCGGUGCUCGUUAUAAUGGCAUGUGGGAUUGCAAUAUGGCAAUUCCAAGAAACAGCCGAAAUUACUCGGCUUUGUAUGCACUAAUGAGUAAUAAUUAUUUUU
Venturia canescens is the source of this 452-nucleotide messenger RNA. RefSeq lists its product as uncharacterized. The record is from RefSeq and is marked provisional. NCBI's taxonomy places the organism in Eukaryota, Metazoa, Arthropoda, Insecta, Hymenoptera, Ichneumonidae. Bases 135 to 434 code for a protein of 99 amino acids. The transcript has a single exon.